GGCCCCUCCUCUGCAAAGGUGCCAACUGAAGGUGUUGGAGAACAAAGGGAUCAGGAGCUGGGCUGCCAGAUCCUCUCCCUUCCAGAACACACCGACGCUCUGUUGUUGAGUAUCUCAUGAGGGUCCUUCUUCAACAGCAGAUACGUCUCUGGUCUCCAUGCUGUCACACUGCCCUAGCCUUGGGCCAUGAGGAGAAGCUGGAGCACACAGUUUGUCCCUUGGGGUCUCCUCCCACACUGCAGGAGUCCGAGGCUUCCUCACAAGUGCCUGUGACCUCUCCAUUGCCAGCUGGUGGCUCUGCGGGGCUGUGAAGCUUGGGGCCCAGCUGUCUCUCCUGCAGUGGAUUUCCCUUCGGAAGCAACGUGAGAGCCUGACUUGCCCGUAAGCCAUGACGGUGAUGGCUGUGCAGAUGGGGGGCCUGGCCCUGUCGGUGCUGGGCUGGCUGGGCACCAUCCUGACCUGUGCGCUGCCCAUGUGGAAGGUGACGGCCUUCAUUGGCUCCAACAUCAUCGUGGCUCAGGUGUUCUGGGAGGGGCUGUGGAUGAACUGUGUGUACGAGAGCACAGGCCAAAUGCAGUGCAAGGUCUACGACUCGCUGCUGGACCUCUCCUCGGACCUCCAGGCAGCCCGAGCCCUAGUUGUGGUCUCCAUUGUGGUGUCCUUCCUUGCCCUCCUUAUUGCCAUCUUUGGGGCCGAGUGCACCAGGUGCGUCGAUGACAAGGGGGCCAAGGCCAAGAUCUCCAUCACCGCCGGGGCUGUCUUCAUUCUGGCCGGGAUUGGUCUGCUCAUCCCUGUGUCCUGGUCGGCCAACACCAUCAUCAGCAACUUCUACAACCCCAUGGUGCCAGAGGCUUUAAAGAGGGAGCUGGGGGCUUCCCUCUAUGUGGGCUGGGCCGCAAGUGCCCUCUUGGUGUUUGGGGGGGCCAUACUGUGCUGCUCCUGCCCCCCCAGCCAAGAUGCGCCAUACCCCAUGAAGUAUAAAGUGGUGAAGCACUCCAGCCUGGGGAGCUAUGCCCUUAAGAACUAUGUGUGAGGAGCCCUGCCUUGCCCUCCCUGGAGACCCCCCUCUCGCCCCAUCCCAUCCCACGUGUUCGCAGGGGCCCCUUUACAGCCAUCCAAACAGAUGUUGGCUUCAAGUCGAAGUGUGUGAAAUUUGUAGGGGUUCCUCUCCCAGUCCGGGUCCUGCCCCACAUGUAUCCUCCCACCUGCAUCUCACCC
Molecule: messenger RNA, 1218 nt
Organism: Chrysemys picta bellii (western painted turtle)
Lineage: Eukaryota; Metazoa; Chordata; Testudines; Emydidae
Source: RefSeq, a predicted model, not a curated record